This is a messenger RNA of Striga asiatica, 1246 nucleotides long. Lineage: Eukaryota; Viridiplantae; Streptophyta; Magnoliopsida; Lamiales; Orobanchaceae. The record is from the annotation of a GenBank genome assembly.
UGUUUUUUUUUUUUUUUUUUNUCCAUCAUUUUCGCAAUGGACAAGUACGAGAAGCUGGAGAAGGUCGGCGAGGGCACUUACGGCAAGGUUUACAAGGCGAUGGAGAAGGCGACGGGUCAGGUGGUGGCGCUGAAGAAGACGCGGCUGGAGAUGGACGAGGAAGGCGUGCCCCCGACGGCUCUGCGCGAGGUCUCCCUUCUCCAGAUGCUCUCUCAGUCUCUCUACGUCGUCCGCCUCCUCUGUGUCGAACACGUCGACGGCAAGGACGGAAAGCCCCUUCUCUACCUUGUCUUCGAGUACCUCGACACCGAUCUGAAGAAGUUCAUUGACUCCCACCGCAAGGGUCCAAACCCUAGGCCGCUCCCCCCGCAGUUGCUCCAGAGCUUCCUCUAUCAGCUCUGCAAAGGCGUCGCGCACUGCCACAGCCAUGGAGUCCUCCACCGCGAUUUGAAGCCCCAAAAUCUGCUCCUCGACAAGGACAAGGGUAUACUCAAAAUCGCAGAUCUUGGCCUCGGAAGGGCUUUCACUGUACCCCUCAAGAGCUACACGCACGAGAUAGUGACUCUAUGGUACAGAGCGCCUGAGGUCCUUCUUGGAUCCACUCAUUACUCUACGGCUGUUGAUAUGUGGUCUGUUGGCUGUAUAUUUGCUGAGAUGGCUAGAAGGCAAGCUUUGUUUCCAGGAGAUUCUGAGUUUCAGCAACUGCUCCAUAUUUUUAGGUUGCUAGGAACCCCAACUGAGAAGGAGUGGCCAGGUGUUAGCUCGUUGAGGGAUUGGCAUGUUUAUCCUCAGUGGGAACCUCAGAACUUAGCUCUAGCAGUUCCAGCAUUGGGACCAGAUGGCGUUGACCUUUUAUCGAAGAUGCUGAGAUAUGAUCCGGCUGACCGGAUUUCGGCCAAAGCUGCUCUGGACCAUCCCUAUUUUAACAGCUUGGACAAAUCUCAGUUCUGAAAUCUUCUUUUCCAGCAUUGUGAAGGAAUUUAAUUGUCUUUCAAUUUCUGGGAAAAGGCAGUUGGAAGAAUGUCAUCAUCUUGGUGAUUUCAAGUCGUUCAUUUGGCUUUUAACUUUAAUUUGCAUUGUAUCCUUCAAACGCAUCUUCAAACUGAAAGCAAACAUUGUGGUGUUAUCUUUUUCAUGUUUUCAACAUUGUGAUGUUCUCUCCCUAUUAUUAUCAAUGUACUAAGUUUAUUAUAAAUGUAAUUGUUUGUGAGUGUAUUGGCUUGUCACAAAUGUAUUUUAAUGUUGG